This is a messenger RNA of Arctia plantaginis, 1086 nucleotides long. Lineage: Eukaryota; Metazoa; Arthropoda; Insecta; Lepidoptera; Erebidae. The record is from the annotation of a GenBank genome assembly.
AUGUGUGGCGAAUCAAUCAAAAACUUGAAAAGAACAGCCGACACUUGUGAAAAGAACAAUGUGCCGUACGAGAAUAACAACACUGUUAUACAGAAUAGUAAAUGUGAAAAACUGACCACUGACAAUGACUUUGAUUUGGACAAGUAUGAAAAAAUGGUUUUUAUACCGCAAAUCAGAUGGCCGGACCUCAUUGUACAAAUAUUAUUGCAUUUAGUUUCAAUUUAUGGACUAUAUCUGGUUAUUAGUAAUCAAGUUAGAAUUUACACAACGCUAUUCGCGAUAGGAACAAUAUAUACAUCGGGUUUCGGCAUCACGGCGGGGGUGCACAGACUGUGGUCACACCGAGCUUAUCGUGCUCGUUUACCGCUACGAAUUAUAUUGGCUCUACUCUUCACUAUCACAGGACAGCGGGAUAUAUAUACAUGGGCACUAGACCACCGAGUCCAUCACAAAUAUUCGGAAACUGCAGCAGACCCCCAUGAUAUAAGGCGAGGCUUUUUGUUUGCUCAUAUUGGCUGGCUAUUUCUGACCCCUCAUCCAGCAGUAGAAAACCGAAGAGAAGCACUGCGCAAUACUUCUCAAGAUCUAUUAGCCGAUCCCGUUGUGAGAUUACAAAAGCUGUUCUUCAUACCAAUGUUUGCAAUUUUGAACAUUGCGCUUCCAAUUUGGAUUCCAUGGUACUUUUGGAGAGAAACUCUUGUGAAUGCCUUCAUCGUGAGCUUCGUAACCAGAUUUACAAUCACUCUGAACGUCGCUUUUUGUGUUAACAGUUUUGCUCAUUUAUGCGGCAACAAACCUUAUGACAGGUUUAUAAAAUCUGUAGAGAAUAGCAUGGUUAGCCUGGCGGCGCUUGGUGAAGGCUGGCACAACUAUCAUCACGUAUUUCCUUGGGAUUACAGAACUUCCGAACUUGGUAAACUAAAUAUUUCCACAAACUUUAUCGACAUGUUUGCCAAAAUUGGAUGGGCUUAUGACCUAAAAGCCGCUACUAACGCAAUGGUGAUCAGCAGAGCAAAACGUAACGGAGAUGGUACAUUUGGGCAUUCGGAAGAACCCGAUCCUUCACCAGACUUUCAUUGCGAAUAA